Molecule: messenger RNA, 2771 nt
Organism: Drosophila mojavensis
Lineage: Eukaryota; Metazoa; Arthropoda; Insecta; Diptera; Drosophilidae
Product: protein sex-lethal
Exons: 10
Coding region: 1034-2095 (353 amino acids)
Biological process (GO): sex determination; alternative mRNA splicing, via spliceosome
Cellular component (GO): ribonucleoprotein complex; cytosol
Molecular function (GO): mRNA binding
Source: RefSeq, a predicted model, not a curated record
UGCUUUUUUGCCAAUGCUCAAGUCGGUCACGCUUUCAGUAUCAUUUUGUCGGCUGUGAACUGUGAAGGAAAUUUGUAGCGCCGCGCGCAGUGCAUUUUUUUCUGUAACAACCGCUACACAGCUGAGCGCGCCAACAACAGCUACAAGGAAGAAAGAGAGAGAGUAAUAUAAAACAGUCUACAAAGAAGAAGAGACAAAGUGCCCGCCAAUAUAUUUGAUACUAGCUGAUAAAAGUAAAAAAGAGAAGGAAACGAAAAGGCUUUAAACGCAACUGUUUGCGUUCCAGUCUACGACGAGAGCCUGAAAGAGCUCUCGCCAGGCAAUAAAAUACACUCAUAGACACACACACAGACACACUCACACACACAGGUUCAUACAGCACCCGCUCGCUCACUAACACCACACCCAAAGCAGACGAGACAAUUUGAGCAUAAACCACAAAAAAAAAGAAAAAUAUAGAACAGCAGCUGGCAGCUGAGAGCGCUGAGCGCCAAUCGACCAAGAUACAGAGAGAGAGAGAGUAGAAUUCGAAACUCUCUGAUCUCGUAGAUCGAGACAUACGUGCGAGAGAAAGUGAGAGAGAACGAGAAAAAAUCUUCAAGUCUUGUACAAAAGAACGACGCACUGAGAGUAUUUUGCAAAAAAUACUCGUGCACACACACUCUCAGGAUAUGUACGGCAACAAUAAUCCGGGUAGUAACAAUAAUAACGGUGGUUAUCCCCCAUACGGUUACAACAAGUCGAGUUGAUUUAAUUGUGUAGACAUGAUCUCUUUCCACAGCAGCCAAGCAACAGCAGCCUUAUCAAGCGAUCUCAACAAGAACAGCGAAAACAACGACAGAUACAAACGCUUCGAUUGUAUUUAGUGUGGUUGCUUUUCGCUCCACUUCAUUAUUAUUACGAUUAUUUUUAAUAUUACUAUUACUAUUGUUUGAAACAAAGAAUAUAUAUAAAUACAUAUAUAUAUUAUAACACAUAUAUAUAUAUAAUAAAACUGGUGUGAUAAAUCUCUGUGAAGAACCCAAACAACAAAAUGUUCCUUAAACGAAGACGCCGUCAACGCCUCGGUGGACGUGUAUUUGGCAUGUCUCAUUCACUGCCAUCGGGAAUGUCACGUUAUGCGUUCUCACCACAGGACACAGAAUUUACAUUUCCAAGUUCCUCGUCGCGUCGCGGUUACAACGAUUUCCCUGGGGGCAAUGGCGGCAGCGCCAAUUCCCUCGGCGGCAACAUCUGCAACAUGCCAAUGGCCAGCAACAAUUCGCUGAACAAUCUGUGCGGCCUAUCGAUCGGCAGCGGCGGCAGCGAUGAUCUGAUGAACGAUCAGCGCACAAGCAACACCAAUUUGAUAGUGAACUAUUUGCCGCAGGAUAUGACUGAUCGCGAGCUGUAUGCCCUAUUCAGAGCCAUUGGACCCAUCAACACGUGCAGAAUCAUGAGAGACUAUAAGACUGGCUACAGUUUUGGUUAUGCUUUCGUGGACUUCACAUCGGAAAUGGACUCGCAGCGUGCUAUUAAAGUUCUCAAUGGGAUCACAGUGCGCAAUAAGCGGCUCAAGGUUUCAUAUGCGCGUCCUGGCGGUGAGUCGAUCAAGGAUACAAAUCUGUAUGUGACCAAUCUGCCGCGCACGAUAACCGAUGAUCAGCUGGACACGAUCUUUGGCAAAUACGGUUCCAUAGUGCAAAAGAAUAUACUGCGUGAUAAGCUAACUGGGCGGCCAAGGGGCGUGGCGUUUGUGCGCUAUAAUAAACGCGAGGAGGCACAGGAGGCUAUCUCGGCGCUGAACAAUGUUAUACCAGAGGGCGGCUCCCAGCCGCUGUCCGUGCGCCUGGCCGAGGAGCAUGGCAAGGCAAAGGCGGCGCAUUUCAUGUCACAGAUGGGAAUGGGACCGCCGCAGGCGCCGCCACCACCACCACCACCACCACCGCACAUGGCGGCCGGCUUCAAUAACAUGGUUCACAGAGACGGAGCUAUGGAAAAAUUACGCUCAUUAUUCGAUGCUAUUUGCGAUGCUAUCUUUGGUCUCGAUAGCGACAACUUUGCCGAUUUGCUUGAUGGACUGUACCGCAGGAAGUAUCAUUAUCCUUACUUAUAAUUGACGCCGCAGCAGCAGCAGCAACUGCAACUCUAUCAGCAGGCGUGCGGCUUCAAUAGCAACAACAAUACCAACAACAACAGCAGCAACAACACCAAUGGCAACAACAGCAACCACAAUCCCAGCAACAUGUUACAGUAUCAUUCACAUUACCAGCAGCAACAGCAACAACACCAACAGCAGCAACAAUUGUCGCCGCAUGGCCCACACAGCAGCAACAAUAACUUUCCAUACAACAACAACAACAACAAUAUACCACGCCCGCAGCAAAGCUACAGCAAUUACAACCAGCAACAUAUGUCGCGCAGCAGCAGCAGCAGCAACAGCAGCAGCUGCAAUGGCCUCAGUCCGCACGGCAGCAACAUGUUUCCAUACAGCAAUCAACAACAUUCACACAGCAGCAACAGUCUCAGCUUUAGUCCGCACAGCAGCAACAACAGCAACAAUGGCUUCGGCUUUAGUCCGCACAGCAGCAAUAGCAACAUCAACAUGCACAGCAGCAGCAACAGCAACAACAACAUCAAUGGACUGAGUCAAUUCCAUAGUUUAAGCUUGAGUCCGCACAGCAACAGCAGCAACAGUCAACUGCAACAGAAACAACAACAGCACAGCAACAAUAAUCGUAUGCUGGCAUCGCAGCAACAAUUGUUACCUGACUACAGCUACAACAUGGAAC